Molecule: messenger RNA, 345 nt
Organism: Guillardia theta CCMP2712
Lineage: Eukaryota; Cryptophyceae; Pyrenomonadales; Geminigeraceae
Exons: 4
Coding region: 1-345 (114 amino acids)
Molecular function (GO): calcium ion binding
Source: RefSeq, a predicted model, not a curated record
AUGGACAAGGACGGGGAUGGUAAGGUUUCCACGGAAGAAUUCUUAGAACAUGCUCAGAAGCAGGCUUCUGGUGAGAGCAGCGAGGGCGUCUGCACGGACGAGACCUGCUCUGGCCACCAUCAUGCAUCGCACGGAGAAGGGGGAGAGAGCGCGGCAGGCAUGCCGACGAAAGAAGAGAUCGAGGCAGCGAAAGCUGAAGUAGCGGCGGCAGUGGCUAAGGGGCUGCCGAUUGAGAUGACCAACGCAAACACAGCAGCCAUUCUUGACUGCACCUCCAACAUCUUCGUGAAGCUUCCCUCGUUCUUCCUCGUCUGCCAGUCAGUAUCGUGCGACAUGGUUCAAUAA